GAGAGAGAGACACAGAGAGAGGUCUGUUUGUUUCAGUCUAUUAUAUGUCGGCUUGUUCACAUAAAUAAAAAAGCUGUCUUUGCUUUGCUUUUAGCUUUUGCUUUUGCUUCUGUUUUGGUCUCUGAAUUCUCGGCGAUAAGUCAGUUUUCCAGUUUCUGCUUUCCUUUUUUUUCUUUUUUUUUCCCUGAUCCCAGAGUGAACUGGGAAAAUGGGGAGUCUCAUUUUUUCUUUUUUUUUUUUCUUUUCUUGUUUCUGUUUAGUUGAGUUAUAAAGUUGGAAUUUCGAUUCCUUUUAGCUAAACAUUCUGAUUCUCUCUUUCUAUUUUUCUUUUGGGUUCUUUGAGUUUUGAUUUUCUUUUUCAUGGACAAGAUUCAUUCUCUGAGAUGUUUGGAAUUUUCGAAGAAGGGAAAAUAGCUGAGAAAGGAAACUUUUACUACCUUUGUUUUCCUUGUUUAGUGGGUAAUUGAGGGUGAGUUAGUUAGCUAGGGUUCGAGUUUGAUUUCCUAGAUUGAAUGAGAUUGUUUUAGCUUUUUCUGAAAGGCAGUAAAGCUGAUUCUUUUAAGUUAAAUGAUGUAUGCUGCAAUUCUUGGCGAUAGUUUUGGAGUUGGAACUGGGCAUGUGGUGAAAAAAGUGGAAAUUUGAUGUAGUCUUUGUAUCGUAAGUAUCUUUGUGGAAGAGAACAAGUGGUUGGAUUUGCUAAAAAGAAAAGUUUUUCAGCAUUAUUACUCUACAAAAAAAUGAAGGUUCCUCCAAAUGGGUUUAUGGCGAAUUCUGCAGAAGGAGAAAGGAAGAGUAUUAAUUCAGAGCUAUGGCAUGCCUGUGCGGGGCCGCUGGUGGCUCUACCUCCAGUUGGAAGUCUUGUAGUUUACUUUCCUCAAGGCCAUAGUGAGCAAGUUGCAGCAUCAAUGCAAAAGGAGACUGAUUUCAUACCAAGCUACCCCAACCUUCCUUCAAAGUUGAUUUGCAUGCUUCACAAUGUCACGCUACAUGCUGAUGCAGAAACUGAUGAAGUCUAUGCCCAAAUGACCCUUCAACCUGUAAAUAAAUAUGAUAAAGAAGCAUUACUGGCAUCUGAUAUGGGCCUCAAGCAAAGCCGGCAACCUACUGAGUUCUUCUGCAAAACACUUACGGCUAGUGACACAAGCACACACGGUGGAUUCUCUGUACCUCGACGAGCAGCUGAGAAGAUAUUUCCACCUCUAGACUUUUCAAUGCAACCACCUGCUCAGGAGCUGGUAGCCAGAGAUUUACAUGAUAAUACAUGGACGUUUAGACAUAUUUAUCGCGGCCAACCAAAGAGACAUCUGCUCACCACAGGUUGGAGUGUCUUUGUUAGUACAAAAAGGCUUUUUGCUGGUGAUUCUGUUCUAUUCAUAAGAGACGAAAAAUCACAGCUUCUCUUGGGGAUAAGGCGUGCUAAUAGACAACAGCCAGCUCUCUCUUCAUCAGUCAUAUCCAGUGACAGCAUGCAUAUUGGCAUUCUCGCUGCUGCAGCUCAUGCUGCUGCAAAUAACAGCCCAUUUACUAUAUUUUACAAUCCAAGGGCAAGCCCUUCUGAGUUUGUGAUUCCCUUCUCAAAGUAUAACAAAGCAAUGUAUACACAAGUUUCACUCGGCAUGAGGUUCAGAAUGAUGUUCGAGACUGAAGAGUCAGGAGUUCGUAGAUACAUGGGCACAAUUACUGGCAUCAGUGAUUUGGAUCCAGUGCGAUGGAAAACUUCACAGUGGCGCAAUCUUCAGGUUGGAUGGGAUGAAUCUACUGCUGGUGAACGGCCAAGCCGAGUUUCAAUUUGGGAGGUUGAGCCUGUUGUGACUCCUUUCUACAUUUGUCCACCACCAUUUUUUAGACCCAAGUUCCCUAAGCAGCCAGGAAUGCCAGAUGAUGAGUCUGACAUUGAGAAUGCUUUCAAAAGAGCCAUGCCCUGGCUUGGAGAUGAUUUUGGCCUGAAGGAUACGCAAAGCUCAAUUUUCCCUGGUUUGAGUUUAGUUCAGUGGAUGAGCAUGCAACAAAAUAAUCAGUUUCCAGGUGCGCAAGCAGGAUUCUUCCCGUCAAUGCUUCCUUCCAAUACCUUGCACAAUAACCUAACCACUGAUGAUCCGUCGAAGUUACUGAAUUUCCAAGCCCCUGGCCUAUCUGUGCCAAGUCUCCAGUUUAACAAAGCAAAUCCACAAAACCAAGUCAGCCAGCUAGCACAGCCAUCUAUGGCAUGGACCCAACAGCAGCAGCUGCAGCAAUUAUUGCAGACUAAUAUCAACCAACAGCAGUCACCAGUACCUCAGCAGCAGCAGCAGCCUCAUCCCCAACAACAACAACAGAGGCAGCAUCCACAACCACAGCAACCCAGCCAACAGCAACAGCCGCAACAACAACCUCAGCAAAUACGGCAACCACCUCCACAAGUACAAUUGCAGCAGCAGCAGCAGCAGCAACAGCAGAUAUUCCAACCACCUGUAAAUAAUGGUGUGAUUGCCCCUAACCAAAUUCCAAAUCAGAGUAUGCAGCAACCAAUUGUAUACUCUCAGCUUCAGCAGCAACAGCAGCAGCAGCUACUGACAAGCAAUACCCAAUCACAAAAUAUUCCUGCUGCUACUAAGGGUUCAUAUCAGCUGACUUCUUUGCCACAAGAGACACAGUUCCAGCAACAAAUGGAGCAGCAAUCUAACCUUACACAGAGACACCAGCAGCAGACACAAUUGCAACAGUCCCCGCUGCAAUUAUUGCAACAAAACCUGUCACAUCGAGCACAGCCACAAACACAACCACAGCAUCAAGUACCACAACUACCACAGCCUGGCCUCUCUGAGCAACAGCUUCACUUGCAGUUGCUGCAGAAGUUGCAGCAGCAACAGCAGCAUCAGUUGCUUUCCCCUACAAGCUCACCAUUGCAGCCUCAGAUGAUACAGCAACAGCAGAUGCACCAACAAAACCAGCAGUUUCACCAGUCACCACUUUCACAGUCUCAGCAGCAACCAAUAAGCAGUAACAGCUUCUCAACAGCUGCUCUUAUGCAAUCACAAUCUUUUCCAGUGAGCCAGCCCCAAGGCCUGCAGAAGUCACCUACAAUAAUUAGACCCCACUCAACUCUUACAGAUGGAGAUGCUCCAUCUUGUUCAACCUCUCCCUCCACUAAUAAUUGCCAGAUUUCUCCUUCAAAUUUCCUGAACAGAAACCAACAAGCUCCAGCAUUAAUGAUGAGUGACUCAGUGGUUGAGCCUGCAACGAAUCUGGUUCAAGAGCUCAAUGGCAAGUCUGAUAUUCGGGUUAAACAUGAGUUUCCGGGUUCAAAAGGGGCUGAUCAGUUAAAAUACAAAGGUACAAUGACUGAUCAAUUGGAAGCCUCCUCUUCUGGAACAUCAUAUUGCCUGGAUGCUGGCAAUAUCCAGCAAAAUUUCUCAAUCCCCACCUUUGGUCUGGAUGAUGUCCAAUCGCAUCCCCGAAACAGUCUGCCCUUUGCAAAUAAUAUUGAUAGCUUAGCACCUGACACUUUAUUGUCUAGGGGAUACGACUCUCAGAAAGAUCUUCAAAACUUGCUGUCUAAUUAUGGUGGCACACCAAGGGAUAUUGAGACGGAAUUAUCCACUGCUGCAAUAAGCUCUCAGUCAUUCGGGGUGCCAAACAUACCCUUCAAGCCUGGAUGCUCUAAUGAUGUCGCCAUCAAUGAUUCUGGAGUUUUGAAUGGAGGACUUUGGGCCAAUCAAACUCAACGCAUGCGAACAUAUACAAAGGUUCAAAAGCGUGGCUCUGUAGGAAGAUCUAUUGAUGUUACCCGUUAUAAAGGGUAUGAUGAGCUUAGACAUGAUCUUGCCCGAAUGUUUGGCAUUGAAGGACAACUAGAAGAUCCGCAAAGUUCUGAUUGGAAAUUAGUUUAUGUGGAUCAUGAAAACGAUAUACUACUUGUUGGCGACGAUCCGUGGGAGGAGUUUGUAAGCUGUGUUCAGAGCAUAAAGAUAUUGUCAUCUGCUGAAGUCCAGCAGAUGAGUUUAGACGGUGAUCUUGGUAGUGUGCCAGUUCCAAAUCAAGCUUGCAGUGGGACUGACAGCGGAAAUGCAUGGAGAGGGCACUAUGAUGAUAACUCGGCUGCCUCAUUUAACAGAUAGGAGUUUCAGAUCGAGAAUAUCAGCUGUGACAGACGCCGGUUUUAAAUUAACCCUUACAGCAGUGGCAGCGUCGACUAGAAUGACACCUACAAUUCAGAUGAAAUCUCUGAGCCUUCCUUGAGGUUGACAAAAGGAAACAAUUACUUGGAGGAAGACUUGGUAGCCGCGGACACCUGUGCUGCUGGAGGCUUUGUAGAGUGGUGGCACUAUGUUCUGCAUACGUAGGAUGCCCAUGCUAGCAUAUAGGUUUCUUGCAACUUUUGGCUCUUCAAUGCUAGAUGGAGGCAUUGUGAUGACAUACUGGAGGAGGUAGAAUUAAGAAGUACAGUGGAGAGCUAAAGGAAUAGGUGUAUAAUGUGAUCUUACCUAAUUUGAAGCUUAAUCUGAUAGAAACUUCCUUGUAAAUUUAAUUAUUGUUAACAAUGUCUCAAUUGCAGAUUUUGUUGCUUCUGUUGAACAGUGUUUGCUGUAACGAAUGAAAUGAGCCAUCAGGCAAACCAACUUUGCAUAAA
Ricinus communis (castor bean) is the source of this 4609-nucleotide messenger RNA. RefSeq names its product auxin response factor 19. Gene Ontology annotation, cellular component: nucleus. Lineage: Eukaryota; Viridiplantae; Streptophyta; Magnoliopsida; Malpighiales; Euphorbiaceae. The record is from RefSeq and is a predicted model, not a curated record. Gene Ontology annotation, molecular function: protein binding; DNA binding. Gene Ontology annotation, biological process: regulation of DNA-templated transcription; response to hormone. Bases 738 to 4097 code for a protein of 1119 amino acids. The transcript has 13 exons.